Hydractinia symbiolongicarpus is the source of this 1560-nucleotide messenger RNA. Its product is annotated as probable 39S ribosomal protein L24, mitochondrial. Gene Ontology annotation, molecular function: structural constituent of ribosome; RNA binding. The transcript has a single exon. Bases 713 to 1516 code for a protein of 267 amino acids. Gene Ontology annotation, cellular component: ribosome; mitochondrion. Lineage: Eukaryota; Metazoa; Cnidaria; Hydrozoa; Anthoathecata; Hydractiniidae. The record is from RefSeq and is a predicted model, not a curated record. Gene Ontology annotation, biological process: translation.
UUUUAUUUUUUACAGGAUCAAGAUCUAGAAAAUAAAGCAAGAUAAUAUCCAUAUCCAGUAUCUGUUGAACGUACUCCUGUAUAGUUUUUACUCAAGGAAACUUUAUCAAUUUUUGUUUUUAAAAAAAAGUUUGUAAAACAAAAUCAGUAUAGAGUGUGCAUUUUAUGUAGUUUUUGUUAGGAAGAAAUAAAUUGUGUCAUCCUAUCCAGACAAACUUUUUCUUAAAAAUAAUUCUCUUUCGUAUUUCUUAUUGUUUUCGUUCUUUUCAGAGUUAAAAAAUGUCUAUACACAAGGUUGUAAAUUGGUAAUUUUAGGUCUGGUGGUGAUGCUUGUUAGCAACCCUGUCCAAAUGGUUUUUACAGCAGGUUGUUCUCUAAUAAAUAAGAAAUACAUUUAUAAAGAACACAAAGCUGAGACUAUAAGUCUUUUGUUAACUAAAUAUGUAUUAAGAACAUUGAUAGUAUUGCGCUUUUAAGUUUUAGGCCAACUAAGGUGGACGUAACUGAUGUCAUGUCAUUAUGGGUAACUAGGAGUCACCUGGGAUCAAAAUUGGACUUAUUUGCCCAAGUUGGGUCUAACGUAACUGUUUCAGAACAGAUGAGUCGAUGACAUUAUUAAAAAACUAUAGUUUUUAUUCAUUUAAAUGAUAAAUAUUUUCUUUUUCCACCUAAUAUUGCAUUAUUUUUUAUCAACAAUUUUUAGAUAACACACUAUGCCCCGUGUACCGCGGUUAGAAAAAUUAUUUACCAAGCCAAGACCUUGGUCAAGAUUUCCAAUGAGACCUCCUCCAUUCAGAUUUGUAGAAUGGGAAACUAAAAAACACAAAGGAAAUGUUAGAGUGUUGAAAUUACGUCCACCUAGUGAAGUUCCAAAAAUUACACCAUAUAAAGAAUGGCCUAUCAUAAGAGGUGACUUAGUUGAAAUAAUGGUAGGCCACGAUAAAGGAAAGCAAGGAAAAGUUAGAGCAGUUGCCCGGAAAAAGAAUCAAUUAAAAGUUGAAGGAUUAAACUGCUCAGAACAAUUUAUAGAAAAUAUGGGAGAUGGCAAGUCUGGGUACCUUCUUAAUGAAGAACCCUUGCAUUAUUCUGAAGUAAAAUUAGUUGAUCCAUUUACUGGUAAACCGACGAAUGUUAGCAUACGUUUUAAUGAAGAAGGAAAACAGGUACGCGUGUGUAAAGAAAGUGGACGUGUUAUUGCCAAACCUCCUUUCGAAAGAUCUGAUUGGAAGUCACGUGAUGCAGUAAAGGAGGGUGAAUUUGAUACUAAGGCAGACGUAGUGCAGCAAUACACAUAUGUUCCAUCCUUGUUGCUGUUUCAUGAAGAAAUCAUGAAAGAAAUGGAUAUACCUAUGACAGUGCCAAAAGGUGAAUUGGAAAGAAGAGACUUAAUUUUUAGGGAAAUUGAAAAUGAUGUGUUAAAAGAGAGAAGUAAAAGUAUAGACUCUCCACAAACUGAUACUGGAAUAAUAUCGCAAUUGCAGAGUAUGGGUAAAAAAAUGUUGUUUUGGAGAACAUAAAUUCUUUUUACAUAAAAAAAGCAAUUUAAUUCGACUUUAAACAA